Messenger RNA from Lottia gigantea (owl limpet), 822 nucleotides. RefSeq lists its product as hypothetical. Lineage: Eukaryota; Metazoa; Mollusca; Gastropoda; Lottiidae. The record is from RefSeq and is a predicted model, not a curated record. The annotation marks the transcript as partial. The transcript has 7 exons.
AUUUUCAGUUUGAUCAGACAAGCUGCAGCUUCUAUUAUAGAAAGAGGUUGGAUUUCUCAUCGAGAUAAACAAAUGUUUCGUCUACUCAAACAUUCUCUCUGUGCAGCUGAAACAUCACUUUCUUAUGAAAUUCUACGGAAAGUUUGUCCUACAGAGGCAGAAUUUUUCAAAGAUAAAAGUUCACAAAUAAAAGUUAGAUUUAGGUUUGGUGGAGGAGAGUUUCCUCCUAUGAUUUUCUUCAAGAUAUACGUACACAAUCAAGGGAAAGGAUUGAAAUAUCUUUCUGGUAAAAAAAUGAUUCGUGGAGCAUCAGAGGCAGCAGAAGAUUCAUUAAAAUUAAUGGGAAAUCGAACAUUUUAUGAUCACAUGUUACAAGAUACAAUACAUCAUCAACAGUAUAAAAUAACAGAUGAAAUAGAUAUUACUACUCUUAAAGAUUAUAUGCAGUACAUAGCAGUAUUAGAUGAAACACCAGCAUAUUUAGGUGGUAAAGACAAUUUUUGGAGAAAACUCACUUUAGAUGUUUUACCACGACACACAAUAUUUUAUGAUAUAGUGGAUUAUGCGUAUAAUAACCGGUUAUCACGUAGAUUAAAAGAUGAUAUAACAGUCAUGAUGACUAAACCUAUUACACAAGAAAUACAAGUUCUACAGUUAAAUACUAUAGCUCAAAUGAGAGCGCCUUGGACACCUCAAGUUCCAGUUCCAACUCCAAAAUCUUCAUUUAAUAAUCAGUCUGCAGGCAGACGUACCAGACAGGCCAGAACGAGGGCUUUAAAAAUGAAAAGAAUGUAUGGCUUGGGAGAAAAGGUAAGAUAUUAA